Molecule: messenger RNA, 1314 nt
Organism: Aureobasidium pullulans EXF-150
Lineage: Eukaryota; Fungi; Ascomycota; Dothideomycetes; Dothideales; Saccotheciaceae
Exons: 5
Coding region: 20-1249 (409 amino acids)
Source: RefSeq, a predicted model, not a curated record
CUUGUGGGCGGCCGUCAAAAUGUACUCGGGUUUGUCAGACCUGAAGACUUUGAUCACUCAGCUGAAUGCAACUCAGCAAGCCAAUUUGCUAGAGAGCAUUUUUGCAGGUGAAAGAAAAGCAACUCCCGAUGUUGAUCUUGCUCCUCCAGUGGUCAGGACGAUAUGGAUUUUGCUUGCGAUGUCCACGCUUGUGGUGACCACUAGAUUGGCAGUCAAGUACCGAACGACUCGCCGGCUCUAUCUUGAUGAUGGACUUAUGGCAAUCGCUUUGAUACUCGCUUGGGUCCACGCUGUCUUUUUACAAGUUUCUUUUAACAACGGGCUUGGCCGUCAUGUCUACUACCUGGAGCCCGACCAUAGGUACAAUGCACUCAAAUAUGGAUUCAUUUCUUUGGUAUGGAGUUAUCUCUGUCCUAUGUUCGGCCGUCUUAGCUUUUGCGCGUUCCUUCUCUGCGUUGCCCAUACCGACCCUAGAGCUAAGAAGUGGCCUAUCUGGACAUUCAUUGUACUCCAGGUCUUGAUCAACGUCACGGCUGCCAUUCUUCUCUUAAGCACCUGCGGAUCUCAUCUUGAGGACCUCUGGAUGUUGAACAUUGGAGCCUAUUUUAAGUACUGCUUGGACAUUGAUAUUCAAUCCAACUAUGCUUACUUUGCCGGUGCCUUCAAUACCCUGACGGAUCUUUUCCUGACUAUCCAGCCUGCGAUUCUAAUCAUGCACACCAAAAUGCGGAUGGGAAACAAAGUCGGCGUUGCUUCUUUGCUUUGUUUGAGCAUCAUUGCCAUGAUUGCUGCCAUUGUAAGGACGGUAGCCGCGCAUACACUGAGCGACAUCAGUGACUAUACCUACGACCUUACACCUUUCGUAACAUGGGUUUCAGUCGAGCUCAAUGUCGUGCUUACUGUCACAUCACUGCCUCUGUUACGCCCGCUCGCUAGGGAAACACGCGAGAGGACGGCUAGACUUCUAUCAAUCAACCGCAAGAUUAAAGAGCCCUGGGAUGACACCAUUUCGCUAAGAAGCAUGCACACGGGACAAGAAGAUGUGGAGAGCAAGACGGGGGCUGGUGUUGGCGUGACCGCGCUCGGCAAUCACUCAAGAGAUGGCUUCGCAUCACAACAAGACCCGGAAAGUGUCAUUCGUACCGUCGAAGUGUCAAUCAGCUACGAGAAGAAUGAUUCGCCGUUGAUACAUGCCGCACUGGUUGGCUUGGUGCAAGGACAAGCGAUGGAACGUCUGGCUGGCCGAUGAUUCCUGAAGGGCUUGCAAUUUCCUUUGUCGCUGCUAUGUCUAGCUAAUUGAUGUAUUGAACGGCC